This is a messenger RNA of Diospyros lotus (date-plum), 1875 nucleotides long. Its product is annotated as plant intracellular Ras-group-related LRR protein 5-like. NCBI's taxonomy places the organism in Eukaryota, Viridiplantae, Streptophyta, Magnoliopsida, Ericales, Ebenaceae. The record is from RefSeq and is a predicted model, not a curated record. Gene Ontology annotation, molecular function: protein binding.
GUUCAAACUCUCUCUCUCUCUCACUCACUCAUUCACUCACUCACUCACUCACUCUCUCUCUCUCUCUCUCUCUCUCUCUCUCGGGCAUGGCUUCAAUACCCAAUAAACAACAACCAUCGCCUGCCUAUGUAGAGGCAGUGGAAGAAAUCAAGAGAAUCUACAAAUCUCUGCCCCCCCGGCCGACAAUCGAAGAGGUUGAAGCCGCCGUCUCCGUCGUCCAAACCGUGGACACCGAACAGCGGAUGAAGCUCGAGCAGAUCUCCGGCCAGGCGGCCCAGCCGGGCGUCCCGCAGGAGCUUUUCUCCGUUCUGCAGCAGGCGAGGAAAACCAUGGUGAUGUUCCAAAGCCACGAGCAGAGGAAAGAGGCCACCCACUUGGUGGAGCUCGACAAGAUUUUCCAGGCUUUCGAUGAACUCAUUCAGAGAGCCUCUGACUUGGUUUGCGAGAGACAUGGCGAUUUGGGUGAUGAAAUUGGAAGAGAGUCUCUGAUCAGUGAUUUUGAGGAGCCGAAAGCCGAUUUUGGUUCCGAGGGUUUGGCAAAGAGUUCAUCAGCUAAGGCCGAGGGCGGUGAUGGCUUGAGGGACUUGGUCAAAAGUUUUUCCACUAAGGCUCCAGGUGAUGAACUAAAGACCGAGAAGUUGGAUCUGAUGAAAGUAGCAGCCUUGAUUGAAAACUCUGCUAAGAGUGGAUCAGGGAUUCUUGAUCUUCGAGGGAAGUUGAUGGACAAGAUAGAAUGGCUUCCCCUAUCGCUUGGGAAGUUGUCAAAUAUACAUGAGUUAGACCUGUCUGAGAACCGGAUAAUGGCUCUUCCAUCCACCAUUGGCAGCCUCGAGGCCCUAGUGAGGCUGGACGUGCACUCAAAUCAAGUGAUAAAUCUUCCUGAUUCAUUUGGUGAUCUAGUGAAUUUAACCCAUCUUGGUCUUCAUGCAAACAUGUUGAAAUCACUUCCUCCGUCUUUUGGGAACUUGACUAAUCUCAUUGAUCUCGAUUUGAGUUCGAACAAUUUUAGCCAUUUGCCAGAUGUAAUUGGCAAUCUAACUUGCUUGAGGAGAUUGAAUGUGGAAACAAAUGAGCUCGAAGAACUUCCUUACGCGAUAGGAUCCUGCUCAUCACUUGUGGAGCUGAGGCUGGAUUUCAAUCAGCUCAAAGCCCUUCCUGGGGCAAUUGGAAAGCUUGGAUGCUUGGAGGUUCUUACUCUGCGUUAUAACAGAAUCAAAGGGUUGCCAACAACAAUGGGACACCUUUUGAAUUUGAAGGAACUCAAUGUUAGCUUCAAUGAACUGGAAUCCAUACCCGAAAGCCUUUGUUUUGCAGCAAGUCUCGUGAAGCUGAAUGUUGGGAACAACUUUGCUGACCUGAGAGCCUUGCCAAAAUCGAUUGGGAACCUUGAGUUGCUUGAAGAAUUAGAUAUAAGUGAUGACCAGAUAAGGGCACUGCCGGAUUCUUUCAGAUUUCUCUCAAAACUCAGAGUCUUCCGAGCUGAUGAGACUCCAUUAGAGCUGCCGCCAAGACAAGUAACAAAGCUAGGGGCUCGAGCUGUUGUUGAGUACAUGCAGAGGCGGAGCCAGUGUUUACAGUCAGUGGAGGCGAAAAAGGAGGGGGAGGUGGAGGUGGAGGCCUUAUGGGGUGAGCACUGGGCUUGGCGUCAUUCCUUACUAAAAAAUGAGGCCUAAAAGUUAGCCCCCGCCUGUUGGAGACAAUAUCAUCAACUUCUGCUAAUAAGCUUCCCCAGUUAGUCCCGCCUGAUUAUACAAUAAAUAUUUCAUAGGAAAAUUGGCUGUACUAAUGAAGGACAAAAGCAUGUAUAAAAAUAUCUAUUUAUGUAUGGAAAGUUGGGAUUUUAUUUUAUUUUCCACAAGAGCCAGCGCAGGUCCC